AUGAAAAAUUUUUCUGUUUGGUUUGCGCUAUGGUUGUGUUUUGGGUUACAUAUGGGUCUUGGGGAGAAAACUAAAUCAACAUCAACAUCAACAUCAACAUCAACUACUUCCAGUACUGACAAUGCGAGGGUGAAAUUAACGUUAGAUCCAAUUACGUUAGAUAAUGGAGCUGCGACUUCAGCCACCGAAAAGGCCUCAACCACAGUUCCGGUGAAAAUGGACACAGAAGAUUCAUACGAUAAGGAAUUAGUUAAGCUAGUUUUCAGAAUCAACGAUGAUGGGUAUUAUUAUAAUACCAAUAUGAGUAUGGGGAAUGAGGAAAUGGGUCUUCGAUUAGACUUAAUACAACCAGAAGUUUGGGUAAUGAAUAACAAAGAUUUCUAUGACUGCAGCUAUAUAGACGAGUGGUAUGCAUCGGAAGUAUCAGAAUACGGAUCUUCAAUGCCUGCCCUGGUAACUGACGCAUCACAAUAUGUUGCAACAGCUUGUGCACAACAAGGUGCUUAUUCUAUGGAAUCUGGAAGUUCAGGCUCUAUUGCAAGUCCAACAAAGUCGAAUGUCUAUAAUAACCAGCCCUAUUCAAUACCGUAUUUGAAUAGUAUUAAUGUUAGUGGAGUUUUUGCUACGGAUAAUUUCUCGUUUAUAAUUUCAGACAGCAAGAAGAUUUCUUUAAAAGACUUUACAUUUGUUAAUGCAGAUGAAGCGAACGUUUUAGUUGGGGGCUUGGGCUUAGCUGGAAAUCCCACUGGGUCAGGCUUUUUAGAUUCAUUGGUCGCAAAUGAUAUUAUUGGCUCAGUAGGUUACUCUCUUUGGUUCAAUAAUUAUUCAGAUUCAAAGAAUGCAGUAGCAGAAUUAAUUCCUGGUAUGGUUGAUAAUAAAUACUAUUCAGGUGAUUUUUUUGAGUUUGAUAUUCCAGACCAUGAAGCUUCACAAUAUUCAUUAGAAGACAGCACGUUGAUAGACAACUUAAAAUUACCAAUCUUGCCACUUUCGGAUGUAGAAGUGGAAAAUCAAAAUGAUCAUAAAACCCUUUCACUCAAGUCUGAUUCUCAGAAUUUUGCGGUUUUAUUAGAUUCUAGAACAGUAUUUAAUUAUUUGCCUUUGUACAUGAUUGUGAAUUUAGCAAUACAAACCAAUGCAUCAUAUAGCAGUGAAGUUAAUAGAUGGGUAGUGGAAUGUGAUCAGAUUUCAAAUUUGAAUGCUACUUUGAACUUCAAAUUUGGCGACUUACGUGUUAAGGUUCCAUUGGACGAUUUCUUGAUUAGUGCAAGCUACAAUAAUCGUAAUUUGACAUUUGCUACUGGGAAGAGAGCUUGUUAUUUGAGCUUCUUACCAAGUUCAGUAUCUGGUUUUACUGCAUUAGGUAUACCUUUUCUAAGGGCCAUAUAUUUAGCUGUUGACUAUGAAGGAGGGAAAAUUGCAGUGGCUAACUCAAAUCAUAAUCUUGACGUAAAAAUAGAAGAUUAUUCUAAUACCAAAAAAGUGGAACACUAUUCAACAUCAUUAGCACACUUAGAAUCUGAAACUAGUGGAUACUUAAGUAAUCAUACAAUUCAUAAUUCAAUUGCAUAUAUUGAAUCAGGUAAGAUCCCUUUUGCAACAAAAUACAAUAGCACAGAAAACUUCACGUUAACAUAUGUCCCGCUGAAUUUCACCAAAUUUGGAGAUCCAUCAAUUCCUGCAAUUUUGUCUGGAAUUAUAAUUAAAUCUGGUGACAUUUUUGUUACUGCAUCUGAUGGCUUGACUACAACGGAUAGUCAAAGCAGCAGUAAAGCAAAUUCUGCAAAUAGAAUUGAACCACCCGUCAUAUUUGAUAAAAAUUUAUCUAAUAAGUUAAUCUCCUUGGGUGUGGGGAUUUUUACCUGUAUCGUUUGUAUAAUAUUUUUAUGA
Debaryomyces fabryi is the source of this 1890-nucleotide messenger RNA. It is a transcript of the gene YPS7, whose product is annotated as putative aspartic endopeptidase. Gene Ontology annotation, biological process: proteolysis. Lineage: Eukaryota; Fungi; Ascomycota; Pichiomycetes; Serinales; Debaryomycetaceae. The record is from RefSeq and is a predicted model, not a curated record. Bases 1 to 1890 code for a protein of 629 amino acids. The transcript has a single exon. Gene Ontology annotation, molecular function: aspartic-type endopeptidase activity.